ACAGGCCACUGUGUGGGCAAGCUCCCUGCCCCCCUUCACCAGGUCAAGGCUAUACCAGGACACCGCUCAGGGGCUCCUGGAAGGUUGAGGAACUUCGAGCACUGAAGCUCGCUGUGCUGAUGACACCCGGAGUCCCCAUGGCCUCGCUGAGCCGAGCCCUGCGUGUGGCCGCCUCACGCCCUUGUCGGAGCCCUGCUCAGGGCCUGGGGCCGCGUUCCCUGACCAGCGGGGCCGGCCCCACCACCGAGAAGAGCGUGCCGUACCAGCGGACCCUGAAGGAGGCCCAGGGCCCCUCGGCGGCCGCCCAGGGCCCAAGCCGGCCCCUGCCCAGCACAGCCAGCGUGGUGGUCAUCGGCGGAGGCAGCCUGGGCUGCCAGACCCUGUACCACCUGGCCAAGCUGGGCGUGAGUGGGGCCGUGCUGCUGGAGCGGGAGCGCCUCACCUCUGGGACCACCUGGCACACAGCAGGCCUGUUGUGGCAGCUGCGGCCCAGCGACGUGGAGGUGGAGCUGCUGGCCCACACGAGGCGCGUGGUGAGCCGUGACCUAGAGGAGGAGACGGGGCUGCACACAGGCUGGAUCCAGAACGGGGGCCUGUUCAUCGCGUCCAACCGGCAGCGCCUGGAUGAAUACAAGAGGCUCAUGUCGCUGGGCAAGGCCUAUGGCGUGGAGUCCCACGUGCUGAGCCCGGCGGAGACCAAGGCGCUGUACCCGCUGAUGAACGUGGACGACCUCUAUGGGACCCUGUACGUGCCUCAUGAUGGCACCAUGGACCCUGCCGGCACCUGCACCACCCUCGCCAGGGCCGCCACUGCCCGGGGAGCACAGGUCAUCGAGAACUGCCCCGUGACGGGCAUCCGCGUGCGCACAGAUGACUUCGGAGUGAGGCGGGUCGCGGCCGUGGAGACGGAGCACGGCACCAUCCAGACGCCCUGUGUGGUCAACUGUGCAGGCGUGUGGGCGGACGCCGUGGGCAGGAUGGCUGGAGUCAAGGUCCCGCUGGUGGCCAUGCACCAUGCCUAUGUCGUCACCGAGCGCAUCGAGGGGAUCCAGAACAUGCCCAACGUCCGUGACCACGAUGCCUCGGUCUACCUCCGCCUCCAAGGGGACGCCUUGUCUGUGGGUGGCUACGAGGCCAACCCCAUUUUCUGGGAGGAGGUGUCGGACAAGUUUGCUUUUGGUCUCUUCGACCUGGACUGGGAUGUGUUCACCCAGCACAUCGAAGGCGCCGUCAACCGGGUCCCCGUGCUGGAGAAGACGGGGGUCAAGUCCACGGUUUGUGGCCCAGAGUCCUUCACACCUGACCACAAGCCCCUGAUGGGGGAGGCGCCUGAGCUCCGAGGAUUCUUCCUGGGCUGUGGCUUCAACAGUGCAGGAAUGAUGCUGGGCGGCGGUUGUGGGCAGGAGCUGGCCCACUGGAUCAUCCACGGGCGCCCAGAGAAGGACAUGUAUGGCUAUGACAUCAGGCGCUUUCACCACUCGCUCACCGACCACCGCCGCUGGAUUCGGGAGCGCAGCCACGAGUCCUACGCCAAGAACUACUCUGUCGUCUUCCCUCACGACGAGCCCCUGGCAGGCCGCAACAUGCGGAGGGACCCCCUGCACGAGGAGCUCCUUGCACGAGGCUGCGUGUUCCAGGAGCGGCACGGCUGGGAGCGGCCAGGAUGGUUUAAUCCUGGAGGCACAGCCCCGGUUCUCCAAUAUGACUACUACGGGGCUUAUGGGAACCAGGCACACGAGGGCUACACCUACAACCGGCUGCUGGGGGAUGAAUACACCUUCGACUUCCCGCCCCACCACGAGGUGAUCAAGCGGGAGUGUCUGGCCUGCCGAGGGGCCGCGGCUGUGUUCGACAUGUCCUACUUCGGCAAGUUCUACCUGGUGGGCUUGGAUGCGAGGAAGGCUGCCGACUGGCUGUUCUCUGCUGAUGUCAGCCGACCCCCAGGCUCCACAGUGUACACCUGCAUGCUGAACCCACGGGGGGGCACCGAGAGCGACCUGACCGUCAGCCGCCUGGCCCCCGGCUCCGACCCCUCCCCGCUCGCCCCUGCCUUUGAAGGGGACGGUUUCUACCUGGCCGUGGGCGGGGCUGUGGCCCAGCACAACUGGUCCCACAUUACCACGGUGCUGCAGGACCAGCAGUUCCGGUGCCAGCUCAUUGACAGCUCAGAGGACCUGGGCAUGAUCAGCAUCCAGGGCCCUGCCAGCCGGGCCAUUCUCCAGGAGGUGCUUGAUGCAGACCUGAGCAAUGAGGCCUUCCCUUUCUCCACCCAUAAGCUGGUGAAAGCUGCCGGGCACCUGGUCCGGGCCAUGAGGCUGUCCUUCGUGGGGGAGCUGGGCUGGGAGCUGCACAUCCCAAGGCCAUCCUGCGUGCCCGUGUACCAGGCCGUGAUGGCAGCAGGGGCCAAGCACGGCCUUGUGAACGCAGGCUACCGGGCCAUUGACUCCCUGAGCAUCGAGAAAGGCUACCGGCACUGGCAUGCAGACCUGCGGUCAGACGACAGCCCCCUGGAGGCGGGCUUGGCCUUCACCUGCAAGCUCAAGUCCACCAUCCCCUUCCUGGGGCGCAAGGCCCUGGAGCAGCAGCGGGCCGAGGGCCUCCGCAGACGCUUGGUGUGCUUCACUGUGGACGAAAAAGUGCCCAUGUUCGGCCUGGAGGCCAUCUGGAGGAACGGCCAGGUGGUGGGCCACGUGCGCAGGGCUGAGUUUGGGUUUGCCAUCGACAAGACCCUUGCCUACGGCUACAUCCGGGAUCCCAGCGGAGGGCCCGUCUCCCUGGACUUCGUGAAGAGUGGGGACUACAGCCUGGAGAGAAUGGGGGUGACCUACCCUGCCCGGGCUCACCUGAAAUCUCCCUUUGACCCUGACAACAAGAGAGUGAAGGGGAUCUACUGAUGGGGCCCAUGGGGCAGGCCUCGGCUGCUCAGGAGGCCAGAGACCUGCCCCAUCCAUGACUCCCACGGGGCCUGCACCACCCUGGGCCCUGCGACCUGGACCCGGGCCAGAACUUGGGUCCUCCCUACCCUCAGUCCAGGCCUGUUAACCCCCAACAGAUAUAGAUAGGGAGGGUGGAAAGAAGACCCCUAGGGCCCAGCCUGUGGUCACUGAUCUAAAGGUGGUCUCUAGUCCACCCCAUUCCCCCCAAACAGACCCAUAGUGUCUUGGGCUCUGGGUCCGUGACAAGCUUCCUAGAAGGUGCUUAGUCAGCCCGGAUGAGCCCAGAGUACAAGAGGGAGGCAAAGAGGCCCCACCUGCUAUUCUGAGCCUUGGAGAUUUUCAAGGUGCCUCCGGAAUCAGGGACAGAGCAGGAUUGAUUAGUAAUGUCUGCCUCAGGCACAGUAUUAAGGCAGGGCUCACACGUGUAGGCUAGAACUGUCCCUGUGACCAAGGCCACUUGGCAGGAUGGUCUGUUACCCAGAUCCCAGGAGAGGUGGAAAUCUGGAAGGAAAGCUCCUCCUGCCUUGACCUAUUAGUUUAUCCCUUGGAUCCUCCUGAGAGUUUCCAGCUGUGAAAUCUGGGAGCAGGGAGCAGGGGGUGAGAGGGGCUUUGUAUCAGUGCCGCCCUUCACCCAUGCAGAAAUGCCAUCUCCUGCCUCAGUUUCCCCUGGAGCCCCUUGGAGACUAUAUCUCAGUAAGAAUCUGACAGAAUCCUCC
Miniopterus natalensis is the source of this 3652-nucleotide messenger RNA. It is a transcript of the gene SARDH, whose product is annotated as sarcosine dehydrogenase. The record is from RefSeq and is a predicted model, not a curated record. Gene Ontology annotation, molecular function: protein binding. NCBI's taxonomy places the organism in Eukaryota, Metazoa, Chordata, Mammalia, Chiroptera, Miniopteridae. Gene Ontology annotation, cellular component: mitochondrion.